Molecule: messenger RNA, 2222 nt
Organism: Dendronephthya gigantea
Lineage: Eukaryota; Metazoa; Cnidaria; Anthozoa; Malacalcyonacea; Nephtheidae
Product: interferon regulatory factor 1-like
Exons: 8
Coding region: 596-1678 (360 amino acids)
Biological process (GO): regulation of transcription by RNA polymerase II; immune system process
Cellular component (GO): nucleus
Molecular function (GO): RNA polymerase II cis-regulatory region sequence-specific DNA binding; DNA-binding transcription factor activity, RNA polymerase II-specific
Source: RefSeq, a predicted model, not a curated record
CUGUACAUAUCACGCAUGAUGUCACUUAAAUACCCACGAUGUUAAAGCAUUUUUAUACAUGAAACGAAGACUUUAGAUCUCUUAGUCUAUUUCUGAAAGCUUCAACUGACAUUCCCCUAUUCUUAACAGUCAUUUCUAUAACAGAAUACCCCAGUUUCGAACCAUAAAAUCGUCCCGAUAUUCUGGUGAUGUAAUGAUUAGCCGGUAGUUUCCCGGAAUUGCGGCUAAAAUUCAUGUGAAAAGGUUUGGGAAAUCCCUGUGACUUGUAAACAGCUUGUGUCUAUGCAGUCAUAAACAACGCAGAGCUGAGCGGUUUAUCAUUCGGUGUUUGCAGUCGAACGUGAAUACACAACCGAAAAUUGAAAGUACGUUUCCUUUGUAACGAGGCAGCAUUUUCGAAAUCGUUUAAAGUUGCAUUCUCUUAACUGAGACACUGGUGUAUACAACUAGAUUCGUCGAUUCACAUUUCAUCGCUGAGCAAGAAGGAAGUUGUUGAUAGGGCGUGCAAGAUUACGUUUAAACUCUUUGCUGCUGUGUCUUUUAAACGUUUCGAUUGAGGCUGAAAAGUGAGCUACAUUACGACAAACAGUUAAAGAUGCCUAUUGAACGACUUCGUAUGCGACCAUGGCUUGAAGAUGCCUUGAAUGAAAAUAAAUUCCCAGGAGUAGAAUGGGUUGAUAAAGACGCUAAAAUCUUCCGUCUCCCGUGGAAGCAUGCUUCACGAAAUGGCUGGAAAAUCAACACUGAUGCGUGCUUGUUUCGUGCCUGGGCUGAGCACACAGGAAAGUAUAAAAGCAAUGAAGCGCCGAACCCAAAAACUUGGAAAGCAAACUUUCGUUGUGCGCUGAAUUCUUUGCCAGACAUGGAGGAAAUGGUGCAUCAACGUAUGACGAAGGGCAAUGAUGCUUUCAAAGUCUACAAAAUUAACAACGACGUAGCAAAGAAGAACUACUCUUCUAAAAAAUUGAAAGGCCGCAACCAGCGCAAGAAGAAGGCGUUUUCGAAGGAAAGAAACCUCCGAAGAGACCCCAAAAUCAAGAAAAUUAACUCGGAAACAGAUGCGGAACAAAGCCAGUCGUAUGAUGCCAGCUGUAGAGCGAAUGUAACAUCGGAAUAUCUUUGCAAUAUUCCUCAGAUGAUCAACGAUACACAUUUAGUGGAUCACGACUACGCCGUGACGAGAUAUUUCGAUAUUUACAACGAAACUUCUGACGAAGAUAUGAAGGAAGUUUUUGAUGUUCCGGACAGUACAGUAGUCAAAACAGAACCACAAUCACCGAAACGCCUCAGAGAUGAAGAUGAGUUCUCGUUGUAUGAAGAAAACGGACUCGAUUCCAGGAGAAGCGAGACUUCCUGCAUCAAAGAAGAGGACAAAAUAAUGUCAGACGAUGAAGUUGUUGAGCUCAUCCAUGAGAUGUCGAGUGAUAGUGGAUCAAGUUGUGGCUCAGUCGAUGCGGCGAUGGAUGAAUUACUGGAACUAGUGGACAGUGAUUACUCAAGACAAUCGAAGACGAAGGAGAGAGCAAACAGCGCUCCGGCAGCGAUGAUUGAAGCACCUCAACUUACAACAGUCUUCUGUCCUCUACCUUCGAAAAUUCCUCGAAGUAGUUCAGCAACAGAUAUUCCAGAUAUGCUUUCAUUGACACCGCAGGAUUUACUACAGAGUUGUCUGGCGUAGACCAACAGUAUUUUAGCAUGUAAAUACGCACACACUUCUUGUAAAAAACAACGAUUUUGGUGUUUGCACCCCACGAGAAAUUACAAGUUCUUUGGUUGAUAUUCAAUUUGAUGGUAAACUGUCCCAGUUAUUUUACAGAAGACACAAAAUAACAACCUUGGUUGUGGGCCGUGUGACGGCUGAAACGUACACAAGGAAGUUAGUGAUGAAGAAGACAGACGAAUUAACGAAAUUAACUUUAUCGUAACAGCCAAAGACACGGUUUUCAAACGAUUGCAAUCGUUUUUGCUAGAACACAAGCUCUCCAAACACGAAAAUUUAGUGCAUGUUAUGUUCAUAUGGUGCUCAAGAACUAUGUAUCUUAAACAAUCUCGCUUUCGUUAACAAAACACGUAUCAAUAAUUUUGUUUAUUAUUUCAAUGAUUCACCCAAUUCAUUUUAAUUGUGAUUUACAUACACAAUGCAUCUUGAUUGGUAUAUAUUGAUUAUGUAUUGUAUAGUUAGAAAUAGUUAGACAUGAUUGUUAAUAAACUAUGUAUAAUAA